GACGCUCGGUAUCCGUCUGGAGCGCUGAUAUAAAAUUAUCAUUUGACCCGUUUGUUUUGUAAACAAUGUACUCAAUAAUUUUACUCCUCGUUGUUUUCACGUUAACUUUCCUAUAUCUCAGAGGCCAAUACAAUGAGAAUUAUUGGAGAAAACGCGGCGUCGCCUACUACGGCAAAAACAAAGUUUUCGGCAUUUUCUGGGACUUCCUCACCACCGACAAAGCUAUGUUUGAGAUUCUCAGUGAAAUAUACAAGAAAUACGAGAACGAGCCGGCCGUUGGCAUCGGAUCGCUAAUGACGCAGAGUCUCUACGUCAUGGACCCGCAGAACAUCCACCAUGUCAUGCAGACGGACUUCCAAUCCUUCAGCUACAGAGGACCUAUAAUAAACGAAGGAGACGUGCUAGGAGACAACGUGCUUUUCAUGAACGGACCUAGAUGGAAGCUGAUGCGACAGAAAUUAACGCCAUUUUUCACUGCGGCAAAAUUACGAAACAUGUAUCAUAUUUUGGACAAAACUGCUCAAGAUUUUGUGGAGUAUUUGAGGCAGAAUCCUCAGAAGUUAAAAGGAAACGGGUUUGACAGAGCCAACGAGUUCUGUGCCGCGGCCAUCGCGGCUGCUAUCUUCGGGAUUGGAACAGAUUCUUCCUUCGAGUCACCGUUUCUGAAGAUGGCUAGAGACGCUUCUGAACUCAGUUGGAUUACUCACCUUCGAUACACAGUCGCUCAUUUAAGUGAUUCAAUAAGCAAAGCUUUGGGUUUGAAGUUCUUUAAAGAACAGGAACCUUUCUUCAUAGGCGUCGUGAAACAGAUGUUUAGAGCUGCGGAAAGAGAUGAAAUUAAGAAGCAUUACUUUACCGAUAUCUGCUUGAGUCUGCUGAAGGCUGGGGUUAUGAAGGAUCUUGAAUCGGGCGAGGAGUUGGAGCCGACUGAUGAGCUACUUGCUGCCCAAGGUUUCUUCUUCUACAUCGCCGGCGUCGAACCCACAGCCAGCGCCCUGUUUGGCGCGCUCACCGAGCUUGGAAGACACCCGGAAAUCCAGACGAAACUGCAGAAGGAAAUCGAUGAAACUCUCGAAAAACACGACAGUAUAACUUACGAGAUCAUCUCUGAUAUGAAGUACUUAGAUCAAGUUUUAAGCGAAACACUAAGAAUACAGACGCCAGUAGGCUUCAUAAACAGAAUAUGUACAAACGAUUCAGUGCUCCCAGUAGGAAACAUCGAAGUGUCUAAAGGCACAAAGUUGUACAUACCUAUUUUCGACUUGCAUUUCGACCCUAAGUACUUCCCUGAGCCUGAGAAGUUUGAUCCGGAGAGGUUUUCGCCAGAGAAUAAGAGUAGCAGUGAGGUGGGUUACUUGCCGUUCGGGAAGGGUGGGCGGGUGUGCAUCGGGAUGCGGUACGCGCGGCUGCAGGUGAUGGCGGGGCUGACGCAUCUGCUGCGGCACUACCGCGUCCUGGCCCACCACGAACCCGCAGUACGGAAGUAUGCCAAGGGGCAGUUCCAGAUGAGAAGGGUCGAUUACGAUAUUGAGCUCAUCCCUAGAGAAUAAACCUUUGGCUACACCUAACCGCCAUAAAUAUCUGUGCAACAAUGAUUGCUCGAAAUUAGUGUACUCUUAUAAUAAAGUGUUUGUUAAUUUUUGCUGGUCA
Cydia fagiglandana is the source of this 1650-nucleotide messenger RNA. Its product is annotated as cytochrome P450 6B5-like. The coding region runs from base 66 to 1550 and encodes 494 amino acids. Gene Ontology annotation, molecular function: monooxygenase activity; heme binding; oxidoreductase activity, acting on paired donors, with incorporation or reduction of molecular oxygen. The transcript has a single exon. Lineage: Eukaryota; Metazoa; Arthropoda; Insecta; Lepidoptera; Tortricidae. The record is from RefSeq and is a predicted model, not a curated record.